Messenger RNA from Suncus etruscus (white-toothed pygmy shrew), 1522 nucleotides. It is a transcript of the gene LRRC3B, whose product is annotated as leucine rich repeat containing 3B. NCBI's taxonomy places the organism in Eukaryota, Metazoa, Chordata, Mammalia, Eulipotyphla, Soricidae. Bases 426 to 1205 code for a protein of 259 amino acids. The record is from RefSeq and is a predicted model, not a curated record. The transcript is spliced from 2 exons. Gene Ontology annotation, molecular function: protein binding.
CCCGGGGGAAAGAGCUAUAGGGCGGCUGCCCAGCCACGCACUGGCCGGGGUCCCGCGCUGGGCUCCCCGCAGCCCCGGGCGCCUCCCGGGAAUCUGCCCGCCCCGCCCACCGGGUCUGGGGUGGGCCUCGGGAGUAGCCGCCGGGGUGGGGACAGUGGCAGAAGCUACCUGGCAUAAGCGCCCCGACACCUGGCAGUCUCCCCCGACACCUCCCAGUGCUACAAGAAUGGAGCAACCUCCCCAGCCCGGGUUUGGUGCAAGGUAGCCAAGUAAGAACAGAAAUAAUGAAGAAACACACAUGUUAGUUGCAGCCUCUGGAAUAACGCAAGAAGAAAAUCAACAGUGUGGACAGGGCUGGAACAGUUGCCAUGCUUGCUUGUUGGAGUAAAUGAGGAAUGGGCUUGUGAUUAUGCUGACAUUCCAGCAUGAAUCUGGUAGACCUGUGGUUAACCCGUUCCCUCUCCAUGUGUCUCCUCCUACAAAGUUUUGUUCUUAUGAUCUUGUGCUUUCAUUCUGCCAGUAUGUGUCCCAAGGGCUGUCUUUGUUCUUCUUCUGGGGGUUUAAAUGUCACCUGUAGCAAUGCAAAUCUCAAGGAAAUACCUAGAGAUCUUCCUCCUGAAACAGUCUUAUUGUAUCUGGACUCCAAUCAGAUCACAUCUAUUCCCAAUGAAAUUUUUAAGGACCUACAUCAACUGAGAGUUCUCAACCUGUCCAAAAAUGGCAUUGAGUUUAUUGAUGAGCAUGCUUUCAAGGGUGUCGCUGAAACUUUGCAGACUCUGGACUUGUCUGACAACCGGAUUCAAAGUGUACACAAAAAUGCCUUCAAUAACCUGAAGGCAAGGGCCAGAAUUGCCAACAACCCCUGGCACUGCGACUGUACUCUACAGCAAGUUCUAAGAAGCAUGGCAUCAAAUCAUGAGACAGCUCACAAUGUGAUCUGUAAGACUUCGGUUUUGGACGAACAUGCUGGGAGACCAUUCCUCAAUGCUGCCAAUGAUGCUGACCUUUGUAACCUCCCUAAAAAAACUACUGACUAUGCCAUGCUGGUUACCAUGUUUGGUUGGUUUACUAUGGUGAUCUCCUAUGUGGUGUACUAUGUGAGGCAAAAUCAGGAGGAUGCCAGGAGACACCUUGAAUACUUGAAAUCCCUGCCAAGCAGGCAAAAGAAAGCAGAUGAACCUGAUGACAUUAGCACUGUGGUAUAGUGUUCAAUGACUGGCAUCAAAAAAGAAAUUUGUUUUGCAAUUUCAGUAGAAUAAGUGGUUUACUUAUCCCAUCUAUUGUAAACAUUUACAACUUUGUAUUGCAGUUUCUUUUGAAUUAUGCCACUGUUGAACUUUUAACAAACAUGACAGCAUAACAAAUCGUUUUAGUUUAGAUGAUCCACCCCUUAACUGUACCCCUAGUGGUUCCUGAGUAAGCUAUUCUCUGAACAUUAGUUAGAACCAUCUCACUAUUUAAUAAUAAAAUUUAUUUUUUUAAUUUAAAGCCAAAUAAAAGCUUAACUUUGAACCACGAAAAA